GCAAGAGAUCUCGCAAAGCAAGCGUCCCAUUCAAUCACACCAGCGCAGAGGUGCUCACACACACAGGGUGAAUGGCUAUGUCUUGGUACACUCACGCUCUUCCUCACUGCUCAAAACGUGAGCACUGAGCCACACCCCCCUCCAGCGCUUCUGUUCGUCCCACGCUUCCUCCCUCAACGCGCGGGACUGGACUAGACGAACAUCGUCUGCCAAUCGUCCAUGCGUCCGACCUCCUGAUAGACCACCCGAUUUGCGAAAAAAAAAAAAAACAUGUCGCGUGUGGAAAAGGGAGGGACGAGGUUUAAACCUCAGAUCAGACCUAGAGCGGGUAUCAGGUCAACUCAGCCUGGUCCAUCUGCCCCUGCUUCUUCGCUGGAAAGCGCGCAGGCCGGCUCUUUAAGCGAAUCGGUCGGCCCUCAGGCACAGCCUCAAGCACAAGCACAAGCAGAAGCACAAGCACAGGCCCAGCCGCAGUCCCAAUCCCAGUCGAAGGAACCGCAUUCCAUCGGAGGUGCGCCAGGUGCGAGUCGGUAUCUUUUUGCGGCUGAAGAAGGGGACGAGGAGGAAGAUCGCUUGCCGACGACGGCUUCCAGUUCGAAGAGCCAGCUACCGCCAAUCAUAGCUUCCAAGUCUGGCCAGAACGUCUCUGCUUCUGCGACUAAAAGGGCAUCGAAGGCCAUCCUUACUCCUACUGCUCCUUCUCCCAGUCCGAGCCCACCUCCGCAAGCCCGUUCUGCUCUCGCUUCGGCUCAGAGCGGGCAGUCGCAAAGCAACGGCGGGACUGGUGCUCUACCGCCACAGCCUCCGGCAGCAGAGGCAGCGGCCAUCGGCGAAAGUCGCGAUGGAAGACAUGGUCAGAGAGAUGAGGAGGUAGGAGCCGCUCUCGACAAGAGCGGAGGCGCAAAAAGUAAUGGGGAUGACUUGUCGAGCAAAGAUCGCGGCGCGGUGGGCUCCAGCGCUGGUGAUGCUGCUUCCCGGCCCUCACUUAGCGCCACGUCACCUCCCUCGACUUCUGGAGCGAGCUCACCUAGCAUCACGCGCGCGCCCAUGCCUCCGCCUCCAGCUCCAGCUUCUCGAACCAGCAGCAACAAUCAGAACAACGUUGCGCACACUCAGUCUUUUGUCAGAGCUCCGCGUACGAUCGGCUUGAUGCCCAUCAAACCCUUGGUGAGCCGAGCUUCGAGUGCGAGUCUUCGAGCUCCCUCCCUCUCCCCCGCUCCUGGUCUGCGCGCAGAUCGAAGCAGCGCAACGCCCGCGCCUUCUGCGGCGGCAAGUGCGAGGCUACGUGGUAUGUCGGCCACCCCGAUGCCUGAAAGUCUCAGCAGGAGGGAAAAUGUGGCCCCACCAGAGAUUUCCAGCGCAAGAAAAGCGAGAGAAGCUUCGGUGCUUUCGGAAGCUGGCAUGAGAGGCGCGACGCCUGCGCGUGUGCAAGCACCGACCUCUCCCGUCGUUGCGAGAGGUGAUGGUGCGGCGACAGUCGAACGUGGUGCUUUGUCUGACAUUGAGCCUGCCCAAAGUGCAACAUCAACCAAAGCCCGUGCGCCUUGGGAGGUGGCCAGUGUUGAGACGAGCGCUGGGGAACAAAUUGAGGUGGGAAGCGCGCCGUGGGACGCGCUGGUCCGUGGCGAAGCGGCUACAGGCGUUCCGCAGAACGAGCAAGCUGCUCCGCCAAAGCGGCCAAGGGGCAGACCUAAGAAAUCCACUGCAGCUGUCGAUGCAGCUGCCAAUGGAGACUCCGAUAGACAAGCGGAGAUCGGAAGCGAGGUACCUCAGAGGCGGCCAAGAGGUAGACCCAAGAAGCUCAACAGUGCUGCUGCCGCUUCUGUCGACACUGAGGUGGGGAGCAAUGCUGGUCCGGCCAGUCAAGGCGAAGCGCCUGCCAAGCGCCCAAGAGGCAGACCCAGGAAAGCUGGCGCUGCUACUGCUGCCGUUUCUGCCCCACAGCAUCAAGAACAAGAGACAAGUGCAGAUGGAUCGCGCAAGUCGAGAUCUCGUGCGGAAAUCGUCUCUCCUCUGCGCGGCGAGAGCACUUCGCAGGCGCACUUGGAUGGCGAUGCAGAGGAACAGGCCGAAGAAGCCUCGGAUGAUUCGGCAGAAGAGUACUUUCCUUCUGUUACGGCUCGUCGAGGACGAGGGCGAGGAGGCGGGCGCACAAGUGGAGGGGCAGAUACUCGACAAAGCACGGAAGACGCUUCUGCUUCUGCGCAUCCUGUCCCAGAGAGCGGGAAGAGCAAAAGACGCGCCAAGUUGAAGCUGCCCGACGAUGCGCCCAAGAGGCCCGCGAAUGCGUACAUGCGCUUCAGCGCUCAGCAACGAGCUCUGCACUGGGCAGAUCAGAAUGGAGCUUCGUUCGGCGAGGUUGCGCAGAAGAUUGCUGAGAGGUGGGCCGAAGUGUCUGCAGCCGAGAAGGGCGAGAGGGCUCAGAGGGCCAAGCAGGAGCUGGAGGCAUGGAGGAUCAACAUGGCGCAGUGGAAGAGAGACAACCCUGAAUGGGCGGAAAAGCUCGAUGCGCGCAAACGCAAGAAGGGCACUUUGACGGAUGGAGAGACUGCGGAUGAGGGCGCCACGACCGAUGCGAGUGCAGGUGCCACCGAGCGCAAAGCAACCAAGACUCCUCGCAAGCGAUCUGUACGAAAGCCGACGCAUGGCGAAGGGUCGGACAGUGAAGCUGGCUCGACAAAGCGUCGAAGAGGUGGAGGGAAACGAAAGGAUGUCGGUAUCAGCGAUGACGAGUCUGCUUAUGCGGCCGAACUGGCUGCGGUGGGCGGCAAUGAGCGCUUGUUGGAAGUGAGCCAAGGCACGCGCAUGGCCGAACUCUCCCAACCCGAAGUGAGGAUGGGCAGAGCUGGAGCGAGGACGUUCGAACUGCGCAGAACGUACAGAAAGAUGAUCAAGGAUAAGAAAAAGGAGCUGCCGGAAAGGAGAAUGCUGGCUGCUAGAAAGGACAAGGGAUCGUUGCGCGCAGAGGAGCUGGAAGAAGAAGAGCGCAGAAAGAGAUCGUCGAAAAGCCUGCCGGCUGCCCGCAAAGAGGUGCAACAAGCACAGAAUGAGGACGAGGUUGAAGAAGAGGAGGUGUUCGAUGUGGAUAGCGAUGGGGAACCUAUCGCGCCCUCUUCUCCUGCCGGGUCUGCUUCUCCCACUCCAUCCGGCUUCUCCAACAACUCCUCUGCACACGCCCUGAAGAACAACAAGAACAGCGUGCAGGUCAGAAUGUCGAACGGCAGAUUGGUGCUAGAUGAGAGCACCCUGCAGGUCGAUAGAGCUGCAGAGUACGAGGGCGAGGAUCGUAUUGUCAUUGAGGAGAACGAGAAGGAUAAAUUCAUCAACUCGGCGAGCUUCAGCGAUCGGAGAGGUCAUCAGCGCUGGGACAAGGAGCAGACGCUUGCCUUCUACGCCGUAAGUAUCUCAUUCUCGACGCGCAGAGAUUGUCCACUGUGCUGCUUCCUGAUCGCAUGCUGCUCGUUGGUUAUUCUUUACAGGCUGUAUCGCAAUGGGGCACGGACUUUGAGAUGAUAGCCCGCAUGUUUCCCUCCCGCACGCGCAAAGAGAUCAAGCAAAAGUGGACGAGCGAAGAGAGACGCAAUGCGCACAUGAUCGAUGCGGCCUUUGCGCGCCGAUUGCCAGUGGACCUGC
Ceraceosorus guamensis is the source of this 3633-nucleotide messenger RNA. RefSeq lists its product as hypothetical. Bases 271 to 3513 code for a protein of 1080 amino acids. The record is from RefSeq and is a predicted model, not a curated record. Lineage: Eukaryota; Fungi; Basidiomycota; Exobasidiomycetes; Ceraceosorales; Ceraceosoraceae. The transcript is spliced from 2 exons. Gene Ontology annotation, molecular function: DNA binding. Gene Ontology annotation, biological process: regulation of DNA-templated transcription.